AUGGGUGCCAACAAGAUCGAGAAAGAGAACUACUUCAACCGUCUCCAAGAGCUCAUUGAGACGUACCCAUCCAUCUUCAUUGUCAACAUCGACAACGUGUCUUCCAACCAAAUGCACCAGAUCCGUCAAGCCCUCCGUGGCAAGGGUCAAGUGCUUAUGGGUAAGAACACCAUGGUCCGUAGAGCCUUGAAGAUUUUCAUCCAAUCAAACCCACAAUACGAGCGUCUUUUGACACACGUUAAGGGUAACAUUGGUUACGUCUUCACCUCUGGCGACUUAAAGGACAUCAGGGACAUCAUUGUCGCCAACAAGGUCAGAGCCCCAGCCAGAGCUGGUCUCUACUCACCAGAAGAUGUCUACAUUCCUGCUGGUAACACUGGUAUGGAGCCAGGUAAGACUUCUUUCUUCCAAGCUCUCGGUGUCCCAACCAAGAUUGCCCGUGGUACCAUUGAAAUCAUCAGUGACAUCAGAGUUGUUGAGAACAACACCCGUGUCGGUGCUUCUGAGGCUACUUUGCUCAACAUGCUCAACAUCUCUCCAUUCACCUUCGGUAUGACAUGUGUGCAAGUUUACGACAACGGUCAAAUCUUCUCACCAACUGUUCUCGAUGUCACUGAGGAGACUCUCAUCGGCAGAUUAAUGACCGCUGGUAACCAAAUCGCUGCCAUCUCAUUGGCCAUCAACUACCCAACCUUGCCAGCAGCUAUGCACUCGUUCAUCAACUCAUUCAAGAACAUCAUGGCUGUUUCUGUUGCAACUGACUACACUGUCAGCUACACUGAAAAGGUCAAGGACAUGAUCGCCAACCCAGAUGCGUACGCUGCUGCUGCCCCAGCUGCUGCCACUGGUGGUGAAGCUGCCCCAGCUGCUGAGGAGAAGAAGGAGGAGGAAGAGGAAGAGGAUGAAGACAUGGGUCUCGGUCUCUUUGACUAA
Molecule: messenger RNA, 933 nt
Organism: Wallemia ichthyophaga EXF-994
Lineage: Eukaryota; Fungi; Basidiomycota; Wallemiomycetes; Wallemiales; Wallemiaceae
Product: 60S acidic ribosomal protein P0
Exons: 2
Coding region: 1-933 (310 amino acids)
Biological process (GO): ribosome biogenesis; cytoplasmic translation; ribosomal large subunit assembly
Cellular component (GO): cytosolic large ribosomal subunit
Molecular function (GO): large ribosomal subunit rRNA binding; structural constituent of ribosome
Source: RefSeq, a predicted model, not a curated record